This is a messenger RNA of Rhinolophus ferrumequinum (greater horseshoe bat), 9889 nucleotides long. It is a transcript of the gene SDK1, whose product is annotated as sidekick cell adhesion molecule 1. The coding region runs from base 111 to 6311 and encodes 2066 amino acids. Lineage: Eukaryota; Metazoa; Chordata; Mammalia; Chiroptera; Rhinolophidae. The record is from RefSeq and is a predicted model, not a curated record. Gene Ontology annotation, molecular function: protein binding. The transcript is spliced from 45 exons.
UCGUGCCGUACUUUAAAACGGAGCCAGGCCUGCCGCAGACUCACCUGGAGGGGAACCGCCUUGUCCUCACCUGCCUUGCCGAGGGGAGCUGGCCUCUGGAGUUCCGGUGGAUGCACAAUGACACUGAGCUCACCACCUACAGCAGCGAGUACAGGUAUAUCAUUCCGUCUUUGCGGAGGCUGGAUGCUGGCUUUUACCGCUGCGUGGUGCGCAACAGAAUGGGGGCUCUAGUGCAGAGAAGAUCGGAAGUUCAAGUCGCAUAUAUGGGCAAUUUUGUGGCUACAGACCAGCGGGAAGUGGUUCCUCAAGGCCAGGCAGCGGUUCUCAACCUGCUGCCCAUCACCAGCUGCCCCCGACCUCAUGUGACCUGGUUCAGAGAAGGACACAAGAUCAUUCCAAGCAACAGAAUAGCCAUCACACUGGAGAAUCAGCUGGUGAUCCUUGCGGCCAAGGCAAGUGAUGCGGGAGCCUACUAUGUGCAGGCCGUCAACGAGAGGAACGGGGAGAAUAAGACCAGCCCACCCACUUACCUGAGCGUAGCAAGAGACGAUGGCACACCCGAAACCGUGGCUCCCAUCAUUGUGAUUCCCCCCGGCAACAGAAGUGUGGUGGCUGGGUCCAAUGAGAUCACCCUGGAAUGCAUAGCCAAUGCCAGGCCUGUCGAAGAGCUGAGUGUGACCUGGAAGAGAAACGGGGUGAGACUCACCAGUGGGCUCCACAGCUUUGGGAGACACCUUACCAUCAGCAGCCCGACGUCCGCGGACAGUGGAGCCUACGUGUGUGAGGCGACGCUGAGAAGGAGCACUUUCGAGCCCGCCCGAGCAAAAGGCUUUCUUUCUAUCAUAGAGCCACCGUAUUUUACUGCUGAACCCGAGAGCCGGAUUUUAGCGGAAGUGGAGGAAACAGUGGACGUCGUAUGUCGAGCCAUGGGGGUCCCUCUUCCCACGCUAAGAUGGUACAAGGACGCCAUCUCCAUCAGCAAGCUCCAGAACCCUCGAUACAGAGUGCUCCCAAGUGGAGUCCUGCGCAUCCAGAAGCUACGUCCGGAUGACUCUGGAAUCUUCCAGUGCUUUGCCAGUAACGAAGGAGGGGAGGUCCAGACCCACACCUUCCUGGACGUCACCAACGUGGCGCCAGCAUUUACCCAGAUUCCAGUGGACACCACGGUCACCGAUGGGAUGACAGCCUUUCUGAGGUGUGAGGUGUCAGGGGCCCCCAAACCCGCCAUCGCAUGGAGGAGAGGAAACCACAUUUUGGCCAGUGGCUCUGUGCAGAUUCCUAGGUUCAUGCUGCUUGAAUCAGGGGGUCUACAGAUAACCCCUGUCUUCAUCCAGGAUGCUGGCAAUUACACCUGCUACGCAGCCAACGCAGAGGGAUCCCUGAACGCGUCUGCCACGCUCACCGUAUGGAACCGGACAUCCAUCGUCAGCCCUCCUGAGGACCGCGUGGUGAUUAAGGGGACGACGGCCGUGCUGCGCUGCGGGGCCACGCACGACCCCCGCAUCUCUCUCCGCUACGUCUGGAAGAAGGACAACACGGUCAUCACACCCUCCAGCAGCUCCAGAAUUGUGGUGGAGAAGGACGGGUCCCUGCUCAUUAGCCAGACGUGGUCCGGCGACAUUGGAGACUACACCUGCGAAAUCCGUUCGGAAGGAGGGAACGACUCCAGGAAGGCCCGUCUGGAAGUGAUAGAGCUGCCCCACCCCCCGCAGAACCUCCUGGCCAGCCUGAACUCUUCCCACAGCCACGCCGUGGUGCUGUCCUGGGUCCGGCCCUUUGAUGGCAACAGCCCCGUCCUGCACUACAUUGUGGAGCUGUCUGAAAACAACUCUCCAUGGAAAGUGCAUCUGUCAAACGUUGGCCCCGAGAUGACAGGCGUCACCGUGCAUGGCCUGACUCCAGCUCGCACCUAUCAGUUCAGGGUGUGCGCCGUGAACCAAGUGGGCAGAGGCCAGUACAGUGUGGAGACGAGCAGGUUGAUGCUGCCUGAAGAACCACCCAGUGCUCCCCCGAAAAACAUAGUAGCCAGUGGGCGUACCAAUCAGUCCAUCAUGGUCCAGUGGCAGCCACCCCCAGAAACAGAGCACAAUGGAGUGCUACGCGGGUAUAUCCUCAGGUACCGCCUGGCCGGCCUGCCCGGAGAGUACCAACAGCGCAACAUCACGAGCCCAGAGGUCAACUACUGCCUGGUGACGGAGCUGAUUAUCUGGACACAGUACGAAAUACAGGUGGCUGCUUACAACGGGGCUGGCCUGGGCGUCUUCAGCAGGGCAGUGACCGAGUACACCUUACAAGGAGUGCCGACUGCACCCCCACAGAAUGUGCGGACAGAAGCCGUGAGCUCCACGAGCAUCCGGUUCCUGUGGAACCCCCCACCUCAGCAGUUUAUCAAUGGCAUCAACCAGGGAUACAAGCUCCUAGCAUGGCCAGCUGACGUCCCUGAGGCUGUCACAGUCGUCACCAUUGCUCCAGACUUCCAUGGGGUCCACCAUGGACAUAUAACCAACUUGAAGAAGUUCACUGCCUACUUCACAUCUGUCCUGUGUUUCACCACGCCCGGGGACGGGCCCCCGAGUGCACCUCAGCUCAUAUGGACUCACGAGGACAAACCAGGAGCUGUGGGACAUCUAAGUUUCACAGAGAUUCUGGACACAUCUCUCAAGGUCAGCUGGCAGGAGCCCCUGGAGAAAAAUGGCAUCAUUACAGGCUAUCAGAUUUCCUGGGAAGUGUACGGGAAGAACAACUCUCGGCUCACACACACUCUCAAUAGCACGACGCACGAAUAUAAAAUCCAAGGACUGUCUUCUCUCACCACCUACACCAUUGAGGUGGCCGCCAUCACUGCGCUGGGGGCCGGCCUGGCGACCUCGUCCACCAUCUCUUCUGGAGUGCCCCCAGAACUUCCUGGUGCCCCAUCCAAUCUGGUCAUUUCCAACAUCAGCCCUCGCUCAGCCACUCUUCAGUUCCGGCCGGGCUAUGACGGGAAGACGUCGAUCUCCAGAUGGGUCGUGGAGGGACAGGUUGGAGCUAUCGGCGACGAGGAGGAAUGGGUCAGCCUCUACGAGGAGGAGAAUGAGCCUGACACCCAGACGCUGGAGAUCCCAAACCUCACGCCGUACACCCACUACAGAUUUCGAAUGAGGCAGGUGAACGUUGUUGGGACCAGCCCCUUCAGUCCGUCAUCCCGGGUCAUCCAGACACUGCAGGCCCCCCCUGAUGUGGCUCCAACCAGCAUCACCGUCCGAACCGCUAGUGAGACCAGCCUACGGCUACGCUGGGUGCCCCUACCGGAUUCCCAGUACAACGGGAACCCCGAGUCAGUGGGCUACAGGAUUAAGUACUGGCGCCCAGACCUCCAGUCCCCUGCCCUGGCCCAAGUCAUCAACGACCGGCUGGAGAGGGAGUUCGCCAUCGAGGAGCUGGAGGAGUGGACCGAGUACGAGCUGCAGAUGCAGGCCUUCAAUGCCAUCGGGGCCGGGCCCUGGAGCCAGGUGGUGCGGGGACGGACGCGGGAGUCAGUUCCUUCAGCUGCCCCUGAAAACGUGUCAGCCGUGGCUGUCAGCUCGACCCAGAUUUUACUGACAUGGGCUUCGGUACCGGAGCAGGACCAGAACGGGCUCAUACUGGGUUACAAGAUUCUGUUCCGGGCUAAAGACGUGGACGCCGAGCCCAGGAGCCACGUCGUGCGCGGGAACCACAGCCAGUCGGCGCUCCUGGCAGGUCUGCGCAAGUUCGUGCUGUACGAGCUGCAGGUGCUGGCGUUCACCCGCAUCGGGAACGGCGUCCCCAGCUUGCCCCUCGUCCUGGAGCGGACCAAGGACGACGCCCCAGGCCCACCGGUGAGGCUGGUGUUCCCAGAAGUGAGACUCACGUCUGUGCGGAUCGUGUGGCAGCCGCCAGAGGAGCCCAACGGCGUCAUUCUGGGGUACCAGAUCGCCUACCGCCUGGCCAGCAGCAGCCCCAACACGUUCACCACGGUGGAGGUCGGCGCCACAGUCAGGCAGUUCACAGCCACCGAGCUGGCCCCAGAGUCGGCGUACAUCUUCAGGUUGUCCGCCAAGACGAGGCAGGGCUGGGGCGAGCCCCUGGAGGCCACCGUCAUCACCACCGAGAAGAGAGAGCGGCCGGCACCCCCCAGAGAGCUCCUGGUGCCCCAGGCAGAAGUGACCGCUCGCAGCCUCCAGCUCCAGUGGGUCCCGGGCAGCGACGGGGCCUCACCCAUCCGGUACUUCACCGUGCAGGUGCGAGAGCUGCCUGGGGGACAGUGGCAGACCUACUCCUCAUCCAUCAGCCACGAGGCCACAGCCUGUGAGGUCGAAAGGCUGAGGCCCUUCACCUCCUACAAGCUGCGCCUGAAAGCCACCAAUGACAUUGGGGACAGCGACUUCAGCACAGAGACAGAGGCAGUAACCACCCUGCAGGAUGUUCCAGGAGAGCCUCCAAGUUUUGUCUCAGUGACGCCACACACCACGUCCUCUGUUCUGAUCCAGUGGCAGCCUCCGCGGGAUGAAAGCCUGAACGGCCUCCUCCAGGGGUACAGGAUCUACUACCGGGAGCUGGAGUACGAGGCAGCCUCCGCCACCGAGCCCAAGACGCUCAAAACUCCCUCGGCCUUACGGACCGUGCUCACAGCCCAGAGCAGCUUCAAGACUGUGAACAGCAGCUCCACUCUAACGACGUACGAAUUAACACACCUGAAGAAGUACCGGCGCUACGAAGUGCUGCUCACAGCCUACAACAUCAUCGGCGAGAGCCCGGCCAGUGCGCCCGUGGAGGUCUUCGUCGGCGAGGCCGCCCCGGCCAUGGCCCCGCAGAACGUGCAGGUGAGCCCGCUCACGGCCAGCCAGCUGGAGGUCACCUGGGACCCGCCGCCCCCCGAGAGCCAGAACGGGAACGUCCAGGGCUACAAGAUUUACUACUGGGAGGCAGACAGCCAGAACGAGACAGAGAAGGUGAAGGUGCUGCUCCUGCCAGACACGGUGCUGAAGUUGAAGAACCUCACCAGCCACACCCGCUACCUGGUCAGCAUCUCCGCCUUCAAUGCCGCCGGGGACGGGCCCAAGAGCGGCCCCAGGCAGGGCCGCACCCAUCAGGCCGCUCCCGGGAUCCCCAGCUUUUUGGCGUUCUCAGAAAUAACCUCCACCACACUUAAUGUUUCAUGGGGUGAGCCGGUGGCAGUGAACGGCAUUCUACAGGGCUACCGAGUGGUGUACGAGCCCUUAGCACCUGUGCAAGGGGUCAGCAAGGUGGUGACCGUGGACGUGAAGGGGGACUGGCAGCGCUGGCUAAAGGUGCGCGACCUCACAAAAGGCGUGACCUACUAUUUCCGCGUCCAGGCACGAACCAUUACCUACGGGCCCGAGCUACGAGCCAAUGUCACGGCCGGGCCAGCCGAGGGUUCCCCAGGGCCCCCUAGAGAUGUUGUAGUCACCAAGUCUGCCUCUGAGCUGACCCUACAGUGGACCGAGGGGCACGCCGGCAGGGCGCCCACCACGGGCUACAUCAUAGAGGCCAGGCCGUCAGACGAAGGCCUGUGGGACAUGUUUGUGAAGGACAUUCCCCGGAGCGCCACCUCCUACACUGUCAGCCUGGACAGGCUCCGGCCAGGAGUGACCUACGAGUUCCGGGUGGUGGCUGUGAACCAGGUGGGCUACGGGGAGCCCAGCAGCCCUUCCACAGCUGUGUCAGCUCAAGUGGACACCCCGUUCUACGAGGAGUGGUGGUUCCUGCUGGUGGUGGCACUCUCCAGCCUGAUCGUCAUCCUGCUGGUGGCAUUUACCCUGGUCCUGCAUGGGCAGAACAAGAAGUACAAGAACUGUGGCACAGGUAAAAGCGUCUCCAACGUGGAGGAGUCUGUGACCCUGGACAAUGGGGGCUUUGCCGCCUUGGAGCUUAACAGCCGCCAUCUCAACGUCAAGAACACCUUCUCAAAGAAGAACGGGACCAGGUCCCCUCCCCGGCCCAGCCCUGGCGGGCUGCACUACUCAGACGAGGACAUCUGCAGCAAGUACAACGGCGCGGUGCUCACCGAGAGCAUGAGCCUCCAGGACAAGUCGGCGGACGCGACGGAAUCCGAGGGCACGGACUCCGAGUCUGAGGACACGCCCCCCCAGCACUCCUUCGUCAACCACUACCUGAGCGACCCCACCUACUACAACUCGUGGAAGCGCCGGGCUCCGCACAGGUACGAGGCGGUGGCGGGGGCCGAGGGCCCGCCGCUGCACACAGUGGUCACCACGCAGAGUGCCGUGUUCGCGCCCACGGGCCCCGGCGCCCGGACUGCGCUCACCGGCUUCUCGUCCUUCGUGUGACCCGCCCCUGCCAGGGCCACCGCGGACCUCGGGAGUCCACUUCUGUUGAGACAAUCAACUCUGAUAACUGAGCUCAAGUUUUUGUUUCAAAAGGAUUCUGAUAGGAGAUGGUUUUACCUACUUGUGGACACUAGGUUUCAAUUAGGGAGGUUUUUUUAAUGGUUUUUUGUAACAUCACUGCAGGAAGCAGGUUUCUUUGUUUUUCUUUUCUUUUUACGAGAAGGUGUAUUUCACUGGUGCAGUGGCUUGGCACCCCGGAACUCGGGAGACCUCAGAUGUCCCAGGCUGGGCUUCUCCAUCCUAGCGCCCAACUAGAAGGCUGGGGGGAGGAAGGGCGGGCGCGGCGGCCAGCGAGACCUCUGCCUGCCUCUAGUCUCCGCCUCAGUCUACCUCCUGGGCCUCCAGAGGACCAGCGGCUCACCUGUGACAGCUCCGGCCGCACAGCCCCUCCCGGGAUUUGGAGAGGGAAUGUCUGACCUGGGCUAAGGGCUUCCUGACCCCGCUGCAGCCAUCUCUGGCCUGUCCUCACUCAGCAGUUUCUAGGUGGAAUCAGCUUUACGGUUCCCGGCAGCCAGCAGGGCAGGAGGUCCUCAGGUGCUGUCCUCUGACCGUGAUGGCUCAGAGGUUGCGUUCUGUGGCAUCCGCUGGUGAAAUACUCGGGGCUUACUUCUUCUUUUCUUUCUUUAAACCUGGUAGUGGGGGAGCAGGAAACCACCUCAGUGGAAGCCCCCGGACAGCCCUUGCUUAGCAAACUAGCUCCUUCCCAUGAACACACAGCACACGGCCAACCCGCUGACGCAGAGGGAAGACGGCGUUUUCCGAAUUGCUUAUUCUGUAAGAGGUGUGCAUUGUUAACCAGAGUAUUUUUUAAAUCUUUUUAUCUUUUUUUAAAAUAUGUCACAUGAAAUGAAUGAGUCUCUGCUGUCUCCAGGUGCCUUUUUAUUAAUUGUUUAGCUUUGUACAUGGGAAAGAUGAAAAGCAACAGUGUCUCCACAUAAAGCAAACGGGCUCUGGGAGAACGAGGUCCGCAAUGGCCUCUCGCCCGGUCCCCGCCAUGCAGGCGGGCACAGCCCUGCUCUGAGCACGGCCUCCGCAGGGCUCCCGACACCCGCUGCUGCCCACUGCUUCCUGACCACCCGGGCAGCUGCUGUCCCUUCCCCGCCCCGAUCCCAGGCCAGCUUCUAGCCUGAACGGGUUUUCUGGACAUAUUUUUUUUCCUUUGUUACAGUUUUGUUUUCAUUUUUUAGCUAAUGAAAAUAGCAUGAACUGGACUUUGGAGAGUCCAAACCACAGCUGUAUGUCCAGCCAUCACAUUAUUUUCACAACAGGUGACGAAGUGGCUGAGGUGCAGGUAGCCCACUCCCCACACCAGGGCCAGGUCUGGAUGUCACAGGAGUGCUGCUGGUGCCAGGCUGUGUGUGCCCGGCGUCUGGGAGGGCCCCAUGUCCCCACCUCACCCGCAGGAGUAUGGCACAUGAAAGAUGCACGGCCAUUCUGUCGACACCCCCACCCCAAGACACAGGGGAUCAAGGGUGCUGCCUUUCCAGGGGACCAGCCAGUGCUGUGAGUAGGGAAGGGCUGGGCCCAGCAGCUGGCCAGUGGGGUCUCUACUCGGCAUCUUCUCCUCCACCAUGGGGUGGGGUGGGGGCGUCUUAACCCUCUUCUUUCAGAGGUGCUGGGUGUGGCUCCAGGAGACCAAGGAGAGUUUUGUGUUGGGUGAAAAGCCCCUUUUCCAAACAUAGAAAGUGUGGAAAGUUUCUCUCGCUCUCCUCCCUAUCCCUCUUUUCCUUCCUUCCUUCCUUCCCUUCUUCUUUUUCUGAGUGGAGGGGGAAAUAUUCUAAACCAAAAAUCCUAGAUGCUCUGCCCAAAGGCACUUCUGUUGAGAAUCACUCCCCACAGUUCCAUGGACAGGCCCCCCCCUUGGAGCACAGCGACAGCGAAGGGGCCAGGAGCCGUCCAGGCUGCAGCCUGUUUCCUGAGAGAAACGACAGCGGAGAACACGACACACGGCCUCUCCGCCCUCUGCUGUCUAAGCCACAUGGACUUCGCUUUAAAAAGUGGGUGGACGUGUGGAAACAUUUUAGGAUGAGGACGAUUCGGUUUGAGUAAACUUGUUUUGUAUGGCGUUGUCUGUCCGCGGCUGCGCUGGCCCUGUGACGGCUGAUGGACCGUUCCACCCGUCACUGGGGGCUCGGGCCCCUGAGGACACCUGCACCAAAGGACCAGAGCUGGGUGACUCCACUGAGAGCUCAGCCUCCCAGAGAAAUAUGGGCUUGGGAAGCGUCAGUUCCUAACCUCUCGUCUUUAGGGAGGAAAGAAAAAACCGCACACUAGGAAAAUGGAUAUUGGAUAUUAAUCCCAGCUCUAAAAGCAGGGCAGGCACCAUUCCUCUAACCAAGGCCAGAUGGAGCGCCCCCUUCUUCUGUGGUGAUGUCAGGUGCCUCAGGUCAAGUAGGAGUUGAGUCCCCACACGGGAGCGUCCAGGGGUCAUCGAAUGUUUCACUGACAGAUGCGCUGCCUUUGCUCUGUGAGGAUGAUGCCGGAAGCGCUGGGGGCCACGCCCUGUGUGAGCAGCAGGGGCUCUGCAGGGGUCCCCCUCUCCACGGGCACCUGGGCACAGGUUUCCACGCAGGUUAGCAGCGGGGCGGGCUGUGGGCCGUCCCUGUGCCCCCCGGGCAUUAAGCACAUCAACUUGGCCUCCUGGGCACCCUCCCUCUGAACAAAUCGGUCCUCACUGAGCCCGGCCCGGCCCGGCCUUCCCCUCAGCUUCUCGCGCCAUGCUUUUAAGGAGCUCUCAAUUACACGUAGCGAGGGACACCGUGAGGGGGCAACGAGGGGCUGGCCCUCCACCCAGGAGCCCCACGUGCAGGAGGCUGGUGCUGUGCUCGGGCCUGACCGUGCCUGGACGGCGCACGGCGUUUGACACGGUUCCCAGCACGCUUGUCAGUUUCUCCAAGUCCUUGGCACAUACCGUGUGUCUCCUCGGUCCGCGUGUCCAGUUGUGGCUCUGAGUCAGCCUCCCUGUCGCAUGGAGCCAGUCCGACAGGAGGGAACAAUGUCGAAAUCCAUGAACUGCAGAGAUACGCCUCAUGUCCUCUCAGUGUCACCUCCUGGUCGACUGAGAGCUUGGGUCAGUCCUGAAGUUUCCCAACAGCAUUUUCUGGAAUUGUGUAGCAAGGUGGAACUCAUUAAAAAAACAAACACAGAAACAAAAACAACAUGUAGGAAGACAGGUGCUAUGAGUAUGAUUUUUAAUAAAAACGUCAUUUUGUUCCUUAUGUGCUUGUGAUUUUCUUCAUCAAGUUCUGAUGAAACGACUCGUGGACCCCAGGGUUAGACACUGAACCUGCACCCAGUGCCUUCCAGACCCCACUCCUGGUGAAAUGCAGGUGUGCACGGACCUUGGGGUUAAGGCCAGAGGAAUGACAGCCUCCUAGGGACAGGCACAGCCCAGGGGAGCCCCGGCCACAGCCUUGUGGCCUGAGGCAGGCGGCAUGGAGCCUGAGUGGACAGCAGCCAUUCUCACCUCCGCCCCACCUCCCCGGCCAUGCCCUCGCACAGACUUCACGGGUGCCGAG